Messenger RNA from Aspergillus calidoustus, 2243 nucleotides. NCBI's taxonomy places the organism in Eukaryota, Fungi, Ascomycota, Eurotiomycetes, Eurotiales, Aspergillaceae. The record is from the annotation of a GenBank genome assembly.
UCCAACCUUCCCAGCUCCUUGGUCUACACCCCACCUCAAGGCGGCUUGUACACGACAUCUUUGCGGAUUUUCUUAGACUUUUCUUCUUUCUGCCUGCCCGCUUAUACAUAUUCUGGGCUACGGCGCGGGUUUCCUCUUGCUUUCCUCUGAUUGAGAGGCCCUUACCCUUGACACGUGCGCUGUUCCUGAAUCGCGCCGGUCGAUGCUCUUUUCUCGUCCCCCAGCUCGGCUUUCCUGGAUUUUCGCUUUCCGGCCGACCAAGUCUAUCCCUCAGCUCCGAUCAAGAUAUUUCUCGGUAUCCGUUCCGCGAUACGCCGUCGAGAUGGAAACCGUUGAUACGACCAAACGCCUAGGCGACUUGAGAAAGUUGAUGCAAGAGCACAAGGUCGACGUGUACAUCGUUCCUUCGGAAGAUAGUCACCAGUCGGAAUAUAUUGCGCCUUGUGACGGCCGGCGAGAAUUCAUAUCUGGGUUCACUGGUUCUGCCGGAACGGCGAUUAUCUCCUCGAGCGAAGCCGCACUAUCCACUGAUGGCCGGUACUUCAACCAAGCAGCGAAGCAGCUUGAUAACAACUGGACGCUUUUAAAACGCGGGGUUGAGGGUGUCCCAACUUGGCAGGAGUGGAUAACCCAACAAUCCGAGGGAGGCAAAGUAGUCGGAGUUGACCCGGCUCUGAUUACAGCCGCGGCGGCACGCAAUCUUUCCGAAACCCUCAAGAAAAACAACUCAUCCCUAGUUGGAGUAUCGAAGAACCUUGUCGACGCGAUUUGGGGCGAAGAUCGCCCUGCUCCCCCAAGAGAGAAGGUUAGAGUUCAUCCCGAAAAGUAUGCAGGAAAGUGUUUUCAGGAGAAAGUUAGCGAUCUGCGCAAGGAGUUGGAGACCAAGAAGGCGGCUGGAUUUGUAAUUUCUAUGCUUGAUGAAAUUGCUUGGCUCCUUAACUUGAGAGGCAACGAUAUCCCGUACAAUCCAGUCUUCUUCUCCUACUGUAUUGUCACACCCACGACGGUUGAACUCUACAUCGAGGAUGAGAAGUUGACCCCUGAGGUUAAAGCACAUCUUGGAGUAGACGUUAUCGUUAAGCCUUACGAGUCUAUCUUUGCCGAUGCCAAAGCACUUUUUGAGGCCAAGAAGCAAGACCCCGAGGCACCGCCUGCCAAGUUUCUUUUGUCCAAUAGAGCUUCGUGGGCUCUCAACCUGAGUCUGGGUGGUGAGGAUCAUGUCGAUGAGACGCGUAGUCCUAUCGGCGAUGCGAAAGCUGUGAAGAACGAGGUCGAAUUAGCUGGCAUGAGGGCUUGCCACAUCCGCGACGGGGCUGCCCUAGUUGAAUACUUCGCGUGGCUCGAGAAUGAGUUGGUUAAUAAGAAAACAAUCCUGGACGAAGUUGAUGCAGCCGAUAAGCUGGAGCAGAUCAGAUCGAAACACGACCUGUUCGCCGGUCUCAGCUUUGAUACUAUAUCCUCGACGGGCCCUAAUGGCGCCAUCAUCCACUACAAACCGGAGAAAGGGGGUUGCUCCGUGAUCGAUCCCAACGCCAUCUAUCUAUGUGACUCUGGAGGACAAUAUUUGGACGGGACUACAGAUGUGACCAGGACCUUCCACUUUGCACAACCCACUGAGCUCGAGAAGAAAGCUUUCACAUUAGUGCUCAAAGGCCUCAUCGGCCUCGACUCCGCCGUAUUCCCGAAAGGUACAAGCGGCUUUGCCCUUGACGUUCUAGCCCGCCAACACUUGUGGAGAGAGGGACUUGAUUUCUUACACGGAACUGGUCAUGGAAUUGGCUCCUACCUGAACGUACACGAGGGACCCGUCGGUAUUGGUACUCGGGUGCAAUACACGGAAGUUCCCCUAGCUCCUGGCAAUGUUAUUUCUGACGAACCGGGUUUCUACGAGGACGGCAAGUUCGGCAUCCGUAUCGAAAACGUCAUUAUGGUGCGUGAGGUCCAGACUACUCACAAGUUCGGCGAUCGACCUUGGCUGGGCUUUGAGCAUGUCACACUAUGCCCAAUCGGCCUCAACCUGAUUGAACCGUCGCUUCUGAGCGAUCAUGAGAUCAAAUGGGUCAACGAUUACCAUGCUGAAGUGUGGGAAAAGACCAAUAUGUUCUUUGAGAGCGAUGAGCUCUCGCGUAACUGGCUCCAGAGAGAGACUCGCCCGAUCUCGAAGUAGUUAAUGUUGUAUGUACGGAGUACUAGGUAGAUAUUGAUAGAGCGAACUUCAUAAUGGAAUAGAGGGAUUUCCUGUA